Populus nigra (black poplar) is the source of this 2104-nucleotide messenger RNA. Its product is annotated as receptor homology region, transmembrane domain- and RING domain-containing protein 2-like. NCBI's taxonomy places the organism in Eukaryota, Viridiplantae, Streptophyta, Magnoliopsida, Malpighiales, Salicaceae. The record is from RefSeq and is a predicted model, not a curated record. The coding region runs from base 407 to 1720 and encodes 437 amino acids. The transcript has 4 exons.
AAUCUAGAGACACCUUCCUGGAUGCUAAGGAUCAUAGCAAGAUCAAUUAUAAAAAAUCAUGAAUCUCCAAUCUAGUUAAAUAAUAAGUAAAUCUUGAAUCAAACAAUUCUACUAUAAUAAAAACCCAAGAAAUUACAUCAGUUUAUUAUGGCCAUCCAGCAACAUGCAAUGAGAUAAAAUUUAGGGGACCUGAAAAUAGACACUUCAAAAGAGCUCUCAAUUUCGUACUUGAAGCCUUUUCUCUCUCUACCCUGGUGAAAAACAACCUUUAUAUGAUUUAUAGAAAGUAUCAAAGCCCAAAAUCAGGAUCGAAAGAUGGAAGCUGAUGUAUCCAUUCUCAUCAAAAUCUAAACCCUAACAUAAACCAUAGCGAGAAAAAAAGGGACCAUUUUUGUCUUCUUUGUCAAUGGAAGGUGUUGUAGUCUUAUUGUUGUCUUUGUUGAGUUGCUGUUUGGUGGCAUCAGGUAAUGUUCUUUUGAUUGGCAAUAAUGUUACCAUGGCUUUCGAUGAUAUUGAAGCUAAUUUCGCUCCGGCAAUAAAGGGCUCAGGUGAAUGUGGGGUGUUGUAUUUGGCAGAGCCUAUUGAUGCGUGCUCGGAUUUGACUAAUCAAGCUGAAAAGGGUUCCAAUUGUAGCUCUCCAUUUGUGUUGAUUAUAAGAGGAGGAUGCAGCUUUGAGGAUAAAGUUAGAAGAGCACAAAAGGCAGGUUACAAAGCUGCUAUUAUCUAUGACGAUGAAGAAGGAAUCUUAGUCGCAAUGGCAGGAAACUCAGCUGGUGUAACAAUACCUGCCGUCUUUGUUUCUAAAACAUCAGGUGAAACGCUUAAGAAAUAUGCUGGGAUGGCUGACUUGGAGCUGUGGAUAAUCCCAAGCUUUGAAAAUUCAGCAUGGUCUAUUAUGGCAAUCUCUUUCAUAUCUCUUCUCGCAAUGUCUGCGGUAUUGGCAACCUGUUUCUUUGUCCGCAGGCAUCGCAUAAGAAGAGAGCGUCCUCGCUCUUCCCGUGUACGGGAAUUCCAUGGGAUGAGCAGCCGCUUGGUGAAGGCAAUGCCAAGCCUCACAUUUACUUCUGUUCUAGAGGAUAAUUGUACUUCAACUACAUGCGCCAUAUGCCUUGAAGAUUAUACUGUUGGAGAAAAACUCAGGAUUCUGCCAUGUCGACACAAAUUCCAUGCUUUCUGUGUGGAUUCCUGGCUUACGACAUGGAGGACCUUUUGUCCAGUAUGCAAGCGUGAUGCAAGAACUAGCACAGGUGAACCACCAGCAACAGAAUCCACACCAUUGCUUUCAUCCAACCCAUCCUCUUUGGCUUCAUCAACCAUGCUGUCAUCUUUUAGAUCUGGAACAUCAACUGCCAUACAAAUUACCCCAUCAAGGACCCCUUCAGUUUCUUAUAUUCCCUCUCUUUCUAGCACUCCUUAUGCCCAGCAGUCUCUUAGAUCCUAUCGGCACUCACCUUCCAUAGCUCUAAGCCAGAGUUCAGCUGAUCUUAGGAACAUGUCUUCCCAAAGAUCCCGUGCUUCCUUCUUGGUUUCACCCCAUUCUUUAGGCUACCCAUCAAUUUCACCCUUGAACACCAGAUACAUGUCUGCAUAUAUACCUAGCCCAAGUAAUGCCUCACCGAGUUUGGUUAGCUCGAGUCAUCAGCCACGCCCAUUGCAUUGCAGUGAGUCUGCUGCAAGUUUCUCUCCAUUUGCCUCUGCCCAGUCUCUUCCAGAUUGCUAAAUGAAAAUAUAACAUGCGAGUGGGAAGUCUAGAGUAACUGCACACAACUGCGGGAUGUGAACCAACAUGUCAGUUUCUAUGCACCUCUGAUUCACACCUUAUGGCAUUACAGCUUGGGUUCCUCUGAAUAUAAAUCGCUCGUCUUCUUGUGCCAUAUCAGAAUGGCGUUCUUUCUCUGCUUGAUUUGUACAUUGUAGCAUACAGUCAUGUCUUUUUUUAUCAAUAUUCAAGUGAGAGUUCUGGUCCUGACAGAUGAGGUCUGGCGGAUUCUUACUCAUCACCAUGUUUGAGUGUAUUCUUGCUGUAUUGGGUUGUUAAUUUUAAUCUUUUGAAUAGUUGUAUUGAUCAAUAUAGUUAGCCCCAAAGGCUCUAACCGUUGUACCA